Molecule: messenger RNA, 1512 nt
Organism: Truncatella angustata
Lineage: Eukaryota; Fungi; Ascomycota; Sordariomycetes; Amphisphaeriales; Sporocadaceae
Exons: 3
Coding region: 1-1512 (503 amino acids)
Biological process (GO): mitochondrial magnesium ion transmembrane transport
Cellular component (GO): mitochondrial inner membrane
Molecular function (GO): magnesium ion transmembrane transporter activity
Source: RefSeq, a predicted model, not a curated record
AUGGGCUUAGGACCUGUAUCGCGCCGAGUUACUUGUUCUGCGAAGCGGCAGCUCAGCGCUGACUGUCAGACGUCUUGUCAGAGCGAAACACAACUUCAGUCUGGCAUCUUUGAUCUCCAGCAGCUCUUCUCGAGUCGCAUCCCCAAAGCCUCGACAAAUGCAAAAACCACGAGGUCAAAACGCUUGACUUUGCUACCAUCGGCGUUGGGAGUAAGGCACAGUUCUUCCGAUGAUUCCUGUGCGCCAACCCUCAAGGAAAGAUUAUGGGGACCACGUGUAAGGAAAAUACCGAGUCAGCUGAAAGCAGACGAUUUGCCGGAGCACGACGAGGAUGGCGACAACAACUCCAUGUUCAAUACGCGGCGACAGCGGGCAGAGCAAGCCGCCCUGGAACCACGACUUCGAUGCACUGAAGUUGAUGAGAAUGGGAAUGCGAUCUUGGUAGAUGGCGAGUUCAAGAAGACUGAGCUUAUUGCUAGGUUUGGACUCCAACCUCGUGAUCUCAGGAAAAUCGAUUCGUCCAACCUUCCGCAUAUCCUUAUUCGAGAGCGAGCGAUCCUCCUGAAUCUUCUCCAUCUCAGGGUUCUUAUCGACCACAACAGAGUACUCCUGUUCGAUGUUUACGGUUCCAGAAGUUCACAUGCACAAUCCUCCUUCAUGUACGAGCUUCAACACAAGUUGAAGCAGAAAGCAACCACGUCUAAUGGUGUCGAGGUACCUUACGAGUUCCGUGCUCUGGAAGUCGUCCUCCAGUCUGUCACUCAGGAGUUAGAGGCCGACUUUGAGACCGUCCGCAAUCCGGUUAUUCGCAUUCUCAGUGAGCUAGAAGAAGACAUUGAUCGGCACAAGUUGCGUAUUCUCUUGGUACUGUCUAAGAGGGUGAGCACAUUCGAGCAGAAGGCAAGACUCGUCAGAGCUGCCAUCGAUGAUCUCCUCGAAGAAGAUGAUGACUUGUCAUCCAUGUAUCUCACCGAAAAGACGCACGAUGUACAUCGAGCUUCUGAUGAUCACACUGAAGUGGAGAUGCUCUUAGAGUCUUACCACAAGUUCUGUGACGAAGUAGUCGAGGAAGCUGGAAACUUGGUGUCCAGUAUUCGAAACACCGAGGAGAUUAUGCGAGCCAUUCUGGACGCAAAUCGAAAUGCCCUUAUGAUUUACGAAAUUAAGCUAAGCGUUGGCACCCUUGGUCUCGCAAUGGGCACCUUUAUUGCCGGUCUGUAUGGCGCCAACCUCGAGAACUUCAUUGAGGAGACCAACUGGGGCUUCGGCACUGUGACUGCCGUCUCUUGUAUGCUGUCUAUCUGGGUUUGCAUCUACGGUCUGAGAAGACUGCGGAGUGUCCAGCGAGUCAAGAUGCAGAGCGACGAGCGACGCAACCUGGAACACGGUUACCAUUGGUUCCAGGAUGAAGGUCACACUGGGUUGCUUGACCCCCGCAGCCGUGAGAAGCUUCGUCGCAUGAACCAGCAGAAGACGGCACAGCUAUCCAAGAAAAAAUGGUGGGAAACAUAA